Messenger RNA from Ooceraea biroi (clonal raider ant), 2687 nucleotides. Its product is annotated as succinate dehydrogenase [ubiquinone] flavoprotein subunit, mitochondrial. Lineage: Eukaryota; Metazoa; Arthropoda; Insecta; Hymenoptera; Formicidae. Gene Ontology annotation, molecular function: succinate dehydrogenase (quinone) activity; flavin adenine dinucleotide binding; electron transfer activity. The record is from RefSeq and is a predicted model, not a curated record. Gene Ontology annotation, biological process: tricarboxylic acid cycle; mitochondrial electron transport, succinate to ubiquinone. Gene Ontology annotation, cellular component: respiratory chain complex II (succinate dehydrogenase).
AUUUAAAUUUGUAAAUACAGUUAUAUCGAUAUUUUAAUUAUAUUUAAAUGAUUCUCGUUUGUUUUCAUAAAAUUUGACAAAUGAACAGUGCAGUAGCCGUAAAAGAUAUCUAUCUGUCAUGCGACAUGUGUUUUUGAGCAGCAUUCGAACCUAGCAAAUAUUUGCGAGGAUGUUUCAUCGGUCAGUCGGUCGACUAUUGCAAACACGUGGAAUAUUCGUAAGCUAUCAUUAACAUUAAACGCAUUCUCUUAAUUUGAAACAAAUAUGAAUUUAUUCCUAGAAAUUUAUGAGGCAAACUCGUGCGACGAUCAAAAGUUUGCGAGACUUUCACGUAAAUGUGAGCCCGGCAGAGAAAGCAAAGUGCGGCGUAGACAACACUAGCAGUAACUACCCUCUAAUAGAUCAUUGCUACGACGUAGUGGUGGUAGGAGCAGGAGGCGCAGGAUUAAGGGCGGCUUUCGGCCUUGGCAGCAAGGGAUAUCGUGUAGCAGUGGUGUCGAAACUCUUCCCGACCAGAUCGCAUACCGUGGCUGCCCAGGGUGGUAUAAAUGCCGCCAUCGACGAGGAGAACGAAGACAAUUGGCUUUAUCACAUGUACGACACCGUGAAGGGAUCUGACUGGCUGGGUGAUCAGGAUGCUAUACAUUUUCUUGCGAGGGAAGCGCCUCGCGUGGUCUUUGAGCUCGAGAAUUACGGUUGUCCCUUUAGCCGAACAGAAGAAGGUAAGAUUUAUCAGCGUCCUUUCGGUGGCCAAUCGCUGAGAUUUGGAAAAGGCGGGCAGGCCCGUCGAACUUGCGCCGUUGCUGAUCGGACAGGCCACGCGCUUCUCCACACCCUUUAUGGGCAAAGCCUUCGCUACGAGGUGCAUUACUUCAUCGAAUACUUCGCUCUUGAUCUGCUCAUGCACGGUCGAUGUUGUAAGGGAAUCCUGGCAUGGGAAUUGGAGACCGGUCUUCUUCACCGAUUCAGGGCUCACCAUACAGUAAUGGCAACGGGCGGUGCCGAAAGGUGUUAUUUUUCUUGCACCGCGGCGCAUGCCUGCACCGGGGACGGCAUGGCAAUUGCCUGUCGAGCGGGUUUACCGCUGCAAGACAUGGAGUUCGUCCAAUUCCAUCCAACCGGCAUUUACGGCAGCGGUAUACUCAUAACCGAGGGCAGCAGAGGGGAAGGUGGCAAGCUUCUCAAUUCGAGGGGAGAAUUUUUUAUGGAGAAAUACGCACCCGUUGCAAAGGAUCUGGCUUCUCGCGACGUCGUGUCGAGAGCUAUGACGCUCGAAAUAUUGGAGGGAAGAGGCGUCGGAGAGAAGAAAGAUCACAUUUAUUUGCAAUUGAGCCACUUGCCGCCUGAAUUGUUACGCGAGAGGCUACCUGGAAUCUCACAUCUUGCGUGGGUAUUCGCCGGAGUGAAUGUACACAAGGACCCAAUUCCCGUGAUACCUACGAUGCAUUACAACAUGGGCGGCAUACCUACAAAUUGGCGUGCGCAAGUGUUAACACGAGAGAACGAGGAAGACAGACAGAUCGAAGGCUUCUGGGCCGCUGGCGAGACCGCGUGCGCAUCCGUUCAUGGUGCUAAUCGACUGGGCGCUAAUAGCCUUCUGGAAAUCGUCGUCUUCGGCAAAGCCAUCGCUGACCAGAUCGACUGCCUCACCAGGCCUGGCGAGCGUCAUGAGGAUCUGUCGCCAGAAAUUGGCGAAGAAUCAAUCUGCCGUUUCGACGCAACUCGUUACGCGAAAGGCUGCGUUCCCGUGGUCGAGUUGCGCGAGGAGAUGCAGCACACGAUGCAAAGAUACUGCUCCGUAUUCAGGACUUGCGACAUACUGCAACGCGGCUGCAGGGAGAUAACGCGCCUCUACACCUGCGAUCUGCCAGACUUAUGCGUGCAGGAUCAAUCUCUCAUUUGGAACACAGAGCUCGUCGAGGCCUUGGAGUUACAAAACAUGAUGCUCAUUUGCAUGCAUAUCGUACACGCGGCCGAAAAUCGGAAGGAGUCGAGAGGUUCACACGCAAGGGAGGACUUCAAAGACAGACUUGAUGAGUAUGAUUAUACAAAACCGCUCGAGGGACAGAAGAAACGACCUUACACGGAACACUGGCGUAAGCAUACGCUUACGUGGGCUCAAGAUGACGGAUCGAUCUGUAUCUCUUAUCGGCCGGUUAUCGACACGACUCUGGACGAGACCGAGGCCAAACACGUACCGCCCGGGAUUCGUGCAUAUUGACCGAACAAAUUUUGAUUUUAUGAAUCGUAAACAUUAAAUAUAAACGGAACCGAUGCGAUUACGGGAUCUAAACGGCUAAACACAUUAUCGCUAAUUCUGACUUGGGGUCAGCCGAAAUCUGGGAAAGUCGGGAAAUCUCCUCCUUGGAUAUAUAGGACGGUAUUCACAGCCCGUUCUUAUAAUAAGUUCGUCUUACGUAUAUUUUUUAGAUGCUAAUAGUUUUCCUAUUGACUAUCUUAAUGAAUAUCUUAAGAUUAUACUUAAGAUGAUCUCAAUAUAAGAACGAAUUAUAUAAGUAUCACCCAUGGAAGGUAUUUUCGAACAUCCUGUAUAAAUGUUUUCCAUUUCUCGGUAUCCUACGUCAUCGAGAAUCAUAGACGCAUUAACUAUGACUCACUAGCAGGCAUAAUUGAGGUUUUAUGGCCACGUUAAAAACUCACAAUGAAUAAAACAAAUACGACAAUAA